Messenger RNA from Drosophila busckii, 584 nucleotides. The record is from RefSeq and is a predicted model, not a curated record. The transcript has 2 exons. Lineage: Eukaryota; Metazoa; Arthropoda; Insecta; Diptera; Drosophilidae.
GGCUUCAUGGUUUUAAUAAUUUACAUUUUAAGCAAAGUAAACAUGGAUUUGAUAAAAGAAAUAAAUGAAAAAUAUCAAGCGCUGGAAGCUGAAAUUGAUAAAAAACUAGAAAAAGUGUAGGUAAUUGUGGCCUGCUCUGGCAUUGUUUAUAAAACUUAAUAACAAAAAAAACAGAAAGAACAAAGAUUGGAACGCCAAUACGAAAAGAUAGCUGAGAAGUCGGCACACGCGGCAACUGUUCCAAAGCAAUUGUCUUACGAGGAGGCUCUAAAGCGUAAUGCAAAUACGUUAAAGUCGCUGGAAGUGGCCAAAGCUCGACUGCGUUCCCGUACAACUUACUCGCCUGUAGAGAAGAUUCUACAGCGUGCUCUGGACAACUAUAAUAAAGAGCUGCGAGGUCUGCAACAGCAGAGCACUGAUAAAAGCCCUAAGAGCAAUGUGAGAACAGAUGAGCAAGAGCAUAUAUACGAGCUGGUUAUGGAACUUAAGCAGUAAUGGAAAAUAAUAGACUGAACCCACCAUAUUAAUUUAUUAUGAGCUCGCUUAAGGCUCAAGCUGAAUAAAUAAGUCGACAAUUGUGUAUA